ACACGUUAUGGAGUCUACUUCGGUUUGGGAGAUUUUUCUGCUUACUGUGUUGCUAGCAACGAACAUCUCACAAGGUAACACAGCAAGCACUAGCGCAUCCACCAGCGCAAACAGAGGUUCAACAGUCAGCUCAAACAGAACACCAUUUCGCAGCUCUGCCACCACAACGACCAGUAGACCACCUACACUUGCUAUAACCAGCUCAACACAUAUGUCAACAGACAGUCUAACCAGAACACCGACCGAUGGUUCAGAACGUAGGUCAACCACGAGCAGUUCAAACAGCAGCUCAAGCAGUGGUUGUACAAACAGCUCAAACACUCAAACAAGAUCAACCACAGAAUCGUCUAGCAUCACAGUCAGUUCAACUAUACAAAUAACCACAGGGUCAACAAGUAGCACAAACUUUAAUACAACCAGUGGUCGGGCCAGAGAUUCAACGACCAGUAUCUCAACCAGUUUACAGAGGUCAACAACAUUGCUCUCAUCACCAGCAGAAACAACAACAAAUGAGACUGUGUUCAUGACAACUACAUUGGUAGCAGAAGUGACAAAAGUCCCACAACAUUCAAUAACGUUUAUGGUUGCAGGUGCAGCGGUUGGUGUCUUUGCCGCGGUGCUGCUUGUCGCUGAUGUAGUCAUCGCCGUUGUGAUUUACCAAAUGGUGAAAAGAAUGAAAUCCGAACAAACAACGAAUGAUGAUGAUGAUGAUGGCAUGAACAGCGAUGCUAUCCCCCACACAGCCGAUCCCAGUGUUGAGACCAAUACGUCAGAUAAUGAUACUAACACUUACAACGCAGCUAAAGUUAACCCUAGUACUACAGGGAACAGUGGCGUGGAAUAUUACGAACAGCUACAUCGUAGCGGCGUGUAUGUUGCUGACGAAGAUGUUUAUCUCCAGCCUACAGUCCAGACAUCAGCUGUCAGAGGUAGCGUGCAGUAUACUAACACACCAAACAUAAAAAAAGAAACACGUAUAUACAUUAAUAUGUAGGAGAAAAGAAAGAUAUCCUGUCCAUCCAGUUUCAACAUCGCAGAGGUAAAACCAUCACGAUGCCAAGAACGAUAAUACUGAUUCAAGGAAUAGGAGAGGGGGAGAAUGAUUUACUGUGCACGUUCAGAGCAAGCUGUUGUAGCGCACGUCUGUCUCGAGCGUAGGUUCUGACGUGGGGGGUUCCUUCGUCCAAAACAGGAGGAGAGAUGAGGAGGGAGAAGGAGGGGUUCGCUCACUCAAACCGGCAAGCGUAAGGUAGGACAGGAAUCCUGUUCCGAAGAUCAGAUGAUCA
This is a messenger RNA of Gigantopelta aegis, 1286 nucleotides long. RefSeq names its product cell wall integrity and stress response component 2-like. The record is from RefSeq and is a predicted model, not a curated record. NCBI's taxonomy places the organism in Eukaryota, Metazoa, Mollusca, Gastropoda, Neomphalida, Peltospiridae. Bases 8 to 994 code for a protein of 328 amino acids. The transcript has 4 exons.